AUGGCGGCGGGACGAGGCGAGUUCUUCAGCAGCCUCCUGAAGGGUUUGGAGCGGCAGCCCGGACCGGAGGGCCCGGGGACAGGAGCACCGGGCCCGGGGAAGCGAGGACGGAGGCUGAGGAGGGACAGACCGGGUCCGGGGAGGACUGGACCGGGUCCGAGGGCCGCCCGCAGCCCGCUGACCGGGACGGAGAGCAGCCGCUCAGCUCAGAAACGGAAAGACAGAAAGACGCAGAACCUGGUGGAGAGGCUGCCUCCUGAGAUCCUGAUAAAGAUCCUGUCGUACCUCGACGCCUCGUCGCUGUUCUGCGUCAGUCACGUUAGCCGACUGUUCCACCGACUCGCCAACGACGACGUCGUGUGGCAGAAGAUGUACAUGUCCGAGUUUGGGAGUCAGACCUGGAGGCCCAAGUCGGUGGACGAAGCUUCGAUGAACCUGGUGGAGGAGAACCAAUCGGGAUGCUGGAAGAAGAUGUACUUCAGGACCAUCGCCGGACAGGAAAUGAACAAGUGGAGGAAGGAACUGCGAGACAUCAGUCCGUACACCGGACUGCCCCGGCAGACCGAGUGGGUCCUCAGGAACCUGAACGUGAGCUGGGAGCUGACGGUGUGCAACUCUUGGGGGAGGGAGGUGGUGCUGGAGCAGAGCCGAGCGUACUUCUUCGAGUCGUCCGUCGUCAUCCGCUGGAGUGGAGGCGGCAGCUUCCCGUUGUACCGCAACAUCCGCAGCAUCCAGCUGCACGGAGUCAGGAAGGAGAACCUGAAGGAGAACCCGAAGAGCCCCAAAGCCAGGAGACCCGGUUGGCGCUCUUUGAUUCUGAAGCUGGACAUGAAGACCAACCCGUAUCAGUUCUUCGGCAAAGACAAACUGAUCAACCUGAUGUAUCUGCCGCCGGGCUUCAUCGUCGGCAUCUGGAGGGGUCACAACAGCGUAGCCUUCAUCAUGGCCAGCCUGCACUUCCACAAGCUGGUGGAGAGAAGUCUGCUGGGAUCUCCAGUCAGCCCGUACGCCGAUCGAAUGGACCCGCCGCCGGCGGACGACUCGGACCCAGACUUCGGUCUCCAUGGUUACAGUCUGCACUUCGUCCUGCACAACACUGGAGCCGAGAUCAUGUCCGGACACUUCCGCCAGCUGUCCUGCAGCCAAGUUCAGGUCAAACGUGGACUCGUGAAGCUGGACGUCAUCAACAGAAGCGACUUGUCUGAGCACAGGUCUCUGUCUGGAAGCUUCAAGCUGCCGUGGAAGAGCGACGCGCUGGAGGGUUCGGUGGAGAACUGCUGCGUCAUGACGCUGACGCUGCUGGACGAGUUCCAGAAACCGUUCUGGUGCGUCAGCUCGCCGAUUCACAUCCGCAUGGUGAAGAAGUCGCCGUCGUCGGACUACAGCGGCGACCACUUCCUGAUGGAGUACCACGACUCGGACGGCCAGGUCAAGAUGGUUCUGGUCUGGCUGAAGGAGCAGAACCAGUUCUUCCUCAUCGGCCUCACUUUGUUCGUCGCCAUUUUCAAGGUCAACCAGCACUUCAGCAGAAACUACUGAAGCUGGACUGGACCGGACACACUUUGGGUUUCUAGUUUUGGAGUUUGUCCAGUGGAGCCGGUGGUUCCUGAAGUUUAGUUCAUGUAAAGACUGUUUUUUACUUUCACAAAUUAGCAGGAAAGCUAGCUGAACUUGUUUCCUUGUGUUUUGUCCGUUAGCGUUCUGUUUCUGUUGAACCUCAAGUAAAAAGUGAUAAAACGCUUUAUUAGGUCCUGAAGUCGCAGCGCAGACUAAGAAAUGUUUUGAAGUUGAAUAUUCACUGAGUAUCGUCAGUAAACUCUUUCAGUUCCAAACACGUCGCAGAAUUUCAC
Messenger RNA from Stegastes partitus (bicolor damselfish), 1850 nucleotides. Its product is annotated as F-box only protein 15-like. The record is from RefSeq and is a predicted model, not a curated record. The coding region runs from base 1 to 1539 and encodes 512 amino acids. Gene Ontology annotation, cellular component: SCF ubiquitin ligase complex. Lineage: Eukaryota; Metazoa; Chordata; Actinopteri; Pomacentridae. The transcript has 10 exons. Gene Ontology annotation, molecular function: protein binding.